Molecule: messenger RNA, 338 nt
Organism: Gilbertella persicaria
Lineage: Eukaryota; Fungi; Mucoromycota; Mucoromycetes; Mucorales; Choanephoraceae
Exons: 1
Coding region: 94-288 (64 amino acids)
Source: RefSeq, a predicted model, not a curated record
AACUAAAAAAUAAUCGAGAAAAUACAAAAUUAAUUUUGAUUGGUCAAUAACAUCAGUUUCAAUUUGAAUGAGAGCGAUGUCUACUCAUCAUCCAUGGCGUAUGUGUAUAAAAAAAACACAACUGUCCACGAUGCUAUGAACAUGAACUGCCAGAUUUCUCCCAUCAUUUGCGCGCAGUUGAAGCGUCCAACCUCUUUUCUCAAGCGUCCAACCUCUUUUCUCAAGCGUCCAACCUCUUUUCUGAAGUGUCCAAUCUCUUUUUUGAAGUGUCCAACCUCUUUUCUGUAGUGUCCAACCUCUUUUCUCAAGCUUCCAACCUCUUUCUCAAGCUUCCAACC